Trachemys scripta elegans is the source of this 784-nucleotide messenger RNA. Its product is annotated as ribonuclease-like. The record is from RefSeq and is a predicted model, not a curated record. Bases 78 to 494 code for a protein of 138 amino acids. The transcript is spliced from 2 exons. Lineage: Eukaryota; Metazoa; Chordata; Testudines; Emydidae. Gene Ontology annotation, molecular function: nucleic acid binding.
GCUCCACAGAGGCUGGGAUCCAUAGCUCCGACGACAGCAAAGAAAGGACUUCGGUCGAGCCAAGGACAGAUUCAGACAUGGCUCCAAGGAGACCCCGCCCUGCACUUCUGCUGCCCCUCAUCCUGCUGGCCACCUGCCUGGCCCUGGCCAGCGGGAAGCCAUGGGUCGAGCUGAACAAAAUAUUCCAAAAGCAUCACGUGGAUUAUCCACGGACCGUAGUCCCCAAUCCCCUCUCCUAUUGCAACACAAUGAUGAAGAAACGGGGAUUAUAUGGGACACCAGUGAACACCUUUAUCCAUGCACUCCCUCUAUCCAUCAACAGCAUCUGCUUAAUUGGGACGCCCCGCCCAGAUGGCCUACGCGAGAGCAGAGCUUUCUUCACUGUCACCAUCUGCAGAUAUAACCCUCGGAUCCGUUCCUAUAGUGGGACAUAUGUUUCCAGGAGAAUUGCCAUAGGCUGCUGGAACAGACUCCCUGUGUACUACAAGGAGUAGAAGUAGCAACCAACCUGGGCAUGGCAAGAAAGCAGGGAACCCUGCUGAUUCAUCUGCUCCCUCUCUGCCUCUCCCACACAGGCUAUGGCACCUGGCUCCUCACCCACCUCUGAACACUAGUCAGAUGGUUUAGGUGUGUUUUCACCCCUCACCCUCCUCUUCCCCUUGUGCCCAUUACACAGUAUAGCUGCCCCUUCCCCACCUCUCACUCUCUGCCUUCCACUAGUGCCCAUUACACAGUAUGGCCACCCCUUCCCCACCUUGUACUCCAUGCUGCCUACUGACCAUCU